AAGUAAAAGAUGCUAGCACUAUCCCCUCCAUUGUUUUCAGCUACCUAUGGAUGGCCCAUGGAGGAUCAGCUCAUUGCCAACAAUCUUCCAUAUGAUUGCAAUGAAGCAAACUCAUAUAGUUCACUUCUUGAUUUUCAUGUACAUGAUCAAAUUAACCAUAAAUCGGCACCGGAAUAUUCCACUUCUUCUGGAGGAGCUGCAAAUUGUGGUAGUGGAGACAAUAUAAAGGUGGAAAAGAAGAUCAAUCAUAAUGCAAGUGAAAGAGACCGGCGUAAGAGGGUUAACGAGUUGUAUGCGUUUCUUCGUUCAUUGCUACCCAUUUCAAGUGAUCAAAAGAAAAAAGUAAGUAUACCAGGAACAGUGUCGCGUGCGCUAAAAUACAUACCGGAAUUACAAAAGGAAGUGGAGAUACUAAAACGUAAAAAAGUACAAUUGUCGUCGUGUUCAACAUCAAUGGAUAAUACAAGGAAAGAGCAUCUUGGCAUCAAGAAACAAAGUGCUAAUGUUUCCGUGAACAUUUUGGAUGACAAAGAAGUUGUCAUUCACCUGAUUUCAUCAAGUGAUCAUAUGAGCGGGAAUACGGAGAUUAACUCAUUGUCUAAGGUUUUGGAGUACCUAGAGCAUGAAGAAUAUGGGCUUGUUUUGAAAAAUGCAACAUGUGACAAAUGUUUAGGGGAAAGGAUGUUAUUAAGCACUUUGCAUCUUCAGGUGCAAGGGGAUAACAAAAUAGAGGCUGAAAAGUUGAAGGAGACGCUCAUUGCUUUCAGCCAAUGAUUAUAUGAACAUAGAAUUAUCUGUCAAGUAAUCAACAGGCCUUUUAGUUUCUAACAUCCUUCGCACUCAGAAUCAUCGCAGUAAAAUUGGUCCAUUUGUACAUACAUACCAGCAUCCAUGGGUACCAACCGUAGGAAAUUGCCUAGCAUUUUUUCAUUGUUACAUGAUCCCAUGUAUACAUGCUUAAUAUACACAUGAAGUGUUUUUAAUUAAGAAAGGACUGUUAAAUGCAUUUUCAAACAUGUUGAAGUUGUUGCACAAACGUUUUAAAACCACAUCAGACCGAACCGUGUCUAGAAGCCUGAUUAGGCAUAACGUGAGUUAAAUUGCAAUUAUCAACUAUUAUAGUUGUGAUAAAUGAUAAUAUAUGUGUGGAAAUUUGUGUA
Helianthus annuus (common sunflower) is the source of this 1160-nucleotide messenger RNA. RefSeq names its product transcription factor ORG2. Gene Ontology annotation, cellular component: RNA polymerase II transcription regulator complex. The transcript is spliced from 3 exons. NCBI's taxonomy places the organism in Eukaryota, Viridiplantae, Streptophyta, Magnoliopsida, Asterales, Asteraceae. The record is from RefSeq and is a predicted model, not a curated record. Bases 10 to 774 code for a protein of 254 amino acids. Gene Ontology annotation, molecular function: RNA polymerase II transcription regulatory region sequence-specific DNA binding; protein dimerization activity; DNA-binding transcription factor activity, RNA polymerase II-specific. Gene Ontology annotation, biological process: regulation of transcription by RNA polymerase II.